CGUGUCCGGGCUUGGUCCCGCCGGGGGGGGGCAGGAGAAAAGAGCAGCCCCUUCCCAGCCCUCUGGAACGAGCCUCAGAUGGCACUUCGAAGGCUGCAAGGCUGAACUCGCUCUGCAAAAGUCAGGUGAUUAAAGGCAUCUCUAUCCAGUCGGAGGUGACCCAAGAGAAGGGGAGGGAGAUGGAAGAGCAGGACCCAGAAGGAGCUGCAGCUGGCAAGACAGCAAGCAAAGGCCCCCCUCCCACCCAAGCUGGGAGUGGUGGUGAAGGCUGGGAAAGCCCCGUGCCAGAGACACCUUCUCAAGUCACGGAGAUCUCAGAGGUGCAUGGCCAACACUUCCGGCAGUUCCAGUACCGUGAGGCUGACGGGCCCCGAGAGGUUUGCAGCCGGCUCCAUCGACUCUGCAGCCACUGGCUGAAGCCAGAGAGGAACUCCAAGAAGCAGAUGGUGGACCUGGUGAUCCUGGAGAGGUUCCUAGCCCUCCUGCCCCAGGAAAUGCAGCGCUGGGUCAGGGAAUGUGGGCCGGAGACCAGUUCCCAGGCGGUGGCCUUGGCCGAAGGCUUCCUCCUGAGUCAGGCCGAGGAGAAGAGGCAGGCAGAGCAGAUGUGGGGACCAUCCUUGGAGAGAGAAGCUCCAUUCCCUGAGGCAGAACGAGGUUCCUUGGAGGGAGGGCAGAGGGCGCAGGCCCAGGAGGGUGCCCAAGAUGCCCUCUCUUGGGACAGUGGAGAGAUGCUAUUGAGUCAUUCUGGAGGUGUGGAAACAGCCGCUUUAGCUCCAGUUCAGUGCCCCUUUUCCUUUGAGGAGGUGUCUGUCUGUUUCACCCCAGCAGAAUGGGACCUGCUGGAUCUGGGCCAGAAAACUCUCUACAGGGAAGUCAUGCAGGAGAUCUAUCGGAGCGUCAUCUCUCUGGAAGACAGAAGUAUAAGAGAGGCUUUGCUGGAGAAAGACAACAUCCUCGCAUCCCAAGAAAGGCUGGAGAGUUUCUCAAGGGGAUCCCAAGAACAGAUUUCCUUCCCAAAUGCGCUGGCUGAGAAGGGUGACCAGAGAAGUGAAGAGGGUGAUGAACUUCUCCAGCACUUGUCAGAUCGAGUUCAAGACUUGAAAAAAAACAAAAGAAUUCAAGGCAGACCAAAAAGAAAGGAAGGCAGCCGUAUGGUUGAGAGGAGAGGAGGAAAAAGCUUUAAUGUACAUUUUCCAAAGCAGAGAAUAAUUAAGGCACGUACAUCCACUCAGUGUAGCAAGUACAUAAAAAAUAGAUCACAGCUCCUUUUGCACCAAAGAGUACACAGUGGCAAGAGACCUUUUGAAUGCUCAGAGUGUGGGAAAAGAUUCAGUCAGAGAGGCCAUCUUCACAACCAUCUAAGAACCCACACAGGAGAGAAACCUUUUGAAUGUUUGGAGUGUGGAAAGAGAUUCCGUCAGAGUGGCACUCUAAAACUGCAUCAGAGAAUCCACACAGGAGAGAAAGCUUUUGACUGUUCAGUGUGUGGAAAGAGAUUCAAUCAGAGAGCCCAUCUUCAGCGACAUCUAAGAACCCACACAGGAGAGAAACCUUUUGAAUGUUUGGAGUGUGGGAAGAGAUUCAGACACAGUGGCAGUCUUCAAUUGCAUCAGCGAACCCACACAGGGGAGAAACCUUUUGAAUGCUCAGCGUGUGGAAAGAGAUUCAGUCAUAGUGGCCAUCUUCAACUGCAUCAGAGAACCCACACAGGGGAGAAACCUUUUGAAUGUUCAGAGUGUGGAAAGAGAUUCAGUCUGCGUGGCACUCUUCAGCAGCAUCAAAGAACCCACACAGGGGAGAAGCCUUUUGAAUGUUCGGGGUGUGGAAAGAGAUUCAGUCACAGAGGCCAUCUUCAGUGGCAUCAGAGAACCCACACAGGGGUGAAGCCUUUUGGAUGCUCAGAGUGUGGAAAGAGAUUCAGUCAAAGUAGCAGUCUAAAUCUGCAUCAGAGAACCCACACAGGGGAGAAACCUUUUGGAUGCUCAGAGUGUGGAAAGAGAUUCAGUCAAAGUAGCAGUCUAAAUCUGCAUCAGAGAACCCAUACAGGGGAGAAACCUUUUGAAUGCUCAGAGUGUGGAAAGAGAUUCAGUCGGAGUGGUCAUCUUCAACUGCAUCAGAGAGCCCACACAGGGAAGAAACCUUUUGAAUGUUCAGAGUGCGUUAAGAGAUUCAGUGAUAGUGGCACUCUAAAACUGCAUCAGAGAAUCCAUACAGGGGAGAAACCUUUUCAGUGUUCAGAGUGUGGGAAGAGAUUCAGUACCAGCAGCAAUCUUCAGAGGCACCAAAGAACGCACACAGGGGAGAAA
Heteronotia binoei (common prickly gecko) is the source of this 2306-nucleotide messenger RNA. RefSeq names its product zinc finger protein 436-like. Gene Ontology annotation, cellular component: chromosome. Lineage: Eukaryota; Metazoa; Chordata; Lepidosauria; Squamata; Gekkonidae. Gene Ontology annotation, biological process: regulation of transcription by RNA polymerase II. Gene Ontology annotation, molecular function: chromatin insulator sequence binding. The transcript has 7 exons. The record is from RefSeq and is a predicted model, not a curated record. The annotation marks the transcript as partial.